Molecule: messenger RNA, 1041 nt
Organism: Fusarium falciforme
Lineage: Eukaryota; Fungi; Ascomycota; Sordariomycetes; Hypocreales; Nectriaceae
Product: Abhydrolase-3 domain-containing protein
Exons: 3
Coding region: 1-1041 (346 amino acids)
Molecular function (GO): hydrolase activity
Source: RefSeq, a predicted model, not a curated record
AUGGAGGUUACCAAGCAAGAGCGUGACGCUCAGUUCAAGAUCCUGAUCGACCUUCUGCAAAGCGUGCCUCACGACAUCUUUGAUGGCUUUGACAUCACUCGAGCUCACUUUGAGUCGGCUGGGGUUAAGAUUGGGGUCGACAUCUUGAUUCCCAAGCGGAAAAGUACGACAGCCAGGCCUGUUAUUGUGAGAAUACACGGCGGGUUUCUUAUUACAGGAUCAAGUCUUUUCCCAGCCUGGUUCUCCAAAUGGAUUCUGGACUAUGCGGAUCAGCACGAUGCCAUCAUCCUUAGCCCUAACUAUCGGCUUCUUCCAGAAGUCAAAGGGAAGGACAUCAUACAGGAUAUGGCCAACUUCUGGACCUGGGUACAGUCAGGAGGCCCUGGGAGGCACCUUGCCUCGAUAGGACGGUCCAGUGUCGCAAUGAAUUUGGCCCAAACUCUUCUUGUGGGUGAAAGUGCAGGCGGAUAUCUGGCUUUGCAGUCCGUUUUGUCAGGGUUUACAAGCCCCAAGGCCAUCAUUACUCUCUAUCCCAUGACAGACAUGCAGUCAGCUCACUACACAAAGCCGUAUGAGAAACCAAUUGUGGGCGUGUCCAACUACCCUCAAGAAGAUGCAGAUAGCUUCAUAUCAGCUACUACUGGGAAUGCCGCCAUCACCGAGGCAGAUCCACCCACAAGACUGGAUUCUGCCAUAGCCGUGGUCCAGAAUGGUCGUUUCCUUGACCUCUUUGGUCGGGAUCCAGAGCUGUUUGUACUUGAACGCAUCGAAUCAGGAUUACUACCUCAAAGAGAGCCCGGAAAGCCUCUUUUCCCGCCCUUUUUUCUGCUUCAUGGUGAGAACGAUACCGCGGUUCCAGUUGAUGGCACAAGGAAGCUGGUCAGCAUACUACAAAGGUCACACCCAGAUACCAAGUUGCACGUAGCCAUCCGCCCAGGUGAUCAUGGUUUUGAUUUCCCUGCCACGACACAGGAUGGCUGGCUGCGGGAAGGGUUAGACUUUGUCACAGGCCCAUGGCUCAGUGACAAGAGCCGUAUCUAA